CCUCCAGUAAACAGGAAAGAGUGAGACGUUUCUAACUGCAUGCGUUUGCAAAAAGGAACUGGAAUUAUUUCAACUAUUAUAAAAUGAAAUGCAGACAAUGCAACCGGGAAAAAUUAAGACAAGAAUUUCCCCCUGAAGACCUCACUGAGGACUGCAUGCAUCCACGAUUCUACUGUAUGAGGUGCGUGGUUUCAACAUGCAAGAAGACCGGUGUAUGUCCACAUCCCGGGUGUGACCAGCCGGUCCCCGCUGAUGGAGACGUCAUCAAACUACUGGAAUACACGCUGGCCGAGAUGUUUAAAGAGUACCCGUGUGAAUACUCGGCUCAGUUCGUGUCAGAGGAUUCCUGCACUAGGAUGAUCAGAAUCGCUGUUCUGAAUGGAGACAGCAUCACUCUUCCUUUCAACCCUGAGAUGACAGUCUUUCAACUGAAAGAACAAAUUAAAACCAAGCUUGGCCAUGAUAUAAAGAAACAGCAGUUGAUAUACAAGGAUGUUGAAUUGCAGAUGUAUGCAAAUAGCGGUGGUUUUUCAAAGCUUGCUGACCACAACAUAGCAGCCAACUCCACCAUCUAUCUUGCAGUGACACUGUUUGAUAUUCCAUCUAACUUGGACCACGUCAUCUUUGAUCUACACUGGGGAUAUCCAGAGCGUUACUACUAUGAAGGUUCGCAUGGUCCUAAGGAACAAACCUUGCAAACUAGAGCAGUUGGAGAUCGUGCAGCCUUUUAUAUUGUCAAUGUGCCAUAUGACUGGUGUGUACUUAGAAGAUACAGAGACUUUCUUGAUGCAUCUUGUCUUGUAUACAAAGGCAAACAGUUUCUUAAGGUUUACGAUUUCCAUCCAGAACAUCAGGCAGAAACCACAGUCUGCAAGGGAGUCGUCACCCAUACAGGAGACAAAAUGGACGACUUCAACAAGGUCGGACAUCACACCAUAGAGGUUUCUCUGCAGCAGCUACCACCGCAUGUCACUCAUUUAUUCUUCACAUUGAGUGGCUGGAAUUAUGAAAGCAUCAAGGCAUUUCCUGACCUAAGUUUGAAGUUCUAUGAUGCACGAGCACCUGAAGAUAACCUUUGUGAGACAAAGCUAGCAGGUAGCGUUCAAAAAAGAGCUGUGAUCAUGUGCUGUGUGUCUCGAUCAAGUAAAGGCUGGAAAAUACUGGAAUGUGGGAAGACUUCAGAGGGUUAUGCUGAUGACUAUGAGCCUAUCAAGAAAACCAUCAGGACACUUUUUGACCUUCCAGAUAUCUAAGGAUUAAGCGCAGCAUCUCUGUGUAUAUUUAAAAGCUUCAGCAUGGAUUAAAAACAAAAUGAAGUAAGACUAUUAAAAAAGACAUAUGCACCAGGCUAUUAUUACUGAAACUGAUCAUUACAUAUAAUUAAUUGCAAACUAUGAUUGUUAUGCACACUAAACUCUUAAUAAAUAAAUAACUUUUCUUAUUUAUUGAUGAGAGUUUUGAAAAAGUUACCUUAAAGUUGCAAUCUUUAUUAUUUAACCAUUUAGAAUAGAACGUACACAUGAAUUGUCUUACUGCUGCACAUCAUUCUUACAGUACAUGUGGGGUCGUUCAACAGUUGCAUAACGGUCUAUUGGUUCUAUUGAUCAUCAAAUGCAUUACAAAAAUAUUAUGGGGGAAGGGUGUUUGUCAAUAUUUUGAUAACAAUUUCAAACAGUUUGUAUAAUUUAUUCAUAAAUUAAAUGCAAGCAGUCAUGGCCAGUUUUUCUCUUACACUUCAUAGAUGUUGGUAACUAACUUACAGCUAGCAUUAUAUACUCAAAUGUAUAAUAUUAGAUGAUGAUUAGGGAAGCAGUUUUAGCCUUUCAAAUGUUAUAUAGAGGAUAAGGGUACACAAAUAUCUGUAUUUUAUGUUCAGUAAUAUAUGGACCUUAAAAUACAAGUGUCCUCUAUAGUCCUGUUUAUAUAUUCAUUAGAGCAUACUAUAGUAUUAAAAACAAUCCAAUUUGAAAUGUUAACUGAUUGAAGAGUUGUUAAAUACUGUCUCUUUAAUACACACACAAUCUAGUUUUUCUAAUCUGAUGUCACAGACCUUUAUUUUUUUACUUUAUUUUUUGGAGUUCUCUCAUAACACUGAACUGGUAUGCAGAAACUCUAUGCCUUUUAAUAUUAAGAUAAAGACCUUGGUUACUAUUUUCUUGUCUAAAAAUUACAAUUGUGUAAGCUCUAGCCCUGACACACACACACACACACACAGACAUACAGAGACACACACUUACAGAGACACACAGGGCUAGAGGAUGGUCAAGUUAAAUGGGUCCUAAUUUAAGUCACAUAAAAUGUAUCCUUUAAUGACAUAUUUGGUAAGGUACCAAGUAAGUACGUUUAAAACGCAUAUCACUCUUAUAUGCUCAUAAAUGUAACAUCAGACUAAGGUAAAAGCUUGGUAACAAACUGAAAGAAACCUUAUUGGUUGAAGGUGUCUUAAGCUACUGAGGGAAACCUCAAUGUUGUCGUUAAAUAGUCUAAAUGUGUAGUAUGAUGAAUGUAUAGUCGUUAUAAUUCUGAAUCAUGGCAUGAAUACUUUUGAAAUUCUAGUUGGUUAACAAUUGAUGGGUGAUGGUGAUGGCUAAUUUUAACAUGCUCAUAUACCACUAAGGUUUCGAGCAUGUCUAUCCCGGGUCCUGUCUCUGGAUAGCCAGGGACUUGACUCAGGACAGAAAAUUUACCGUGCAAUAUUGAAAUUUAUGGUCUAAAUAAAAUAUAGGGAAAAUUAAAAUUUGAAUGUGCAGUCCAAAAUAUCAAUAAAUCAUAAAUUAAUUUAAAUUUUACAAUUAUAUUUGUCAUCAGUCAUGCCAUAGUUAUUUAUGUCUUACCUUUCAAAUCACUGUAAUUAUUUUUUAGUUCAUGCAAGCUAGUAUUAACCAAACAAAAAGCCAACGUAGCAUAGCAGGUCAGUCAUAACGUGUGUUACAGUAUUUUUGGAGGUUCAUAUUUGCAUGAACCUAAAAAUAAUUGCAGACAAAUCUUAUUUUAAAAUAUGUUUGAAUGCAUUUUGUUUAGCCUUAUAUAUGUCUGUAUGUAUGUAAUAUUCUUUGUGUAAAUUUCAUUGAAACUUGUAUUGCAUUCAUUCACUAAUAUACAUGCAGCAGAUUUUUUUCACUGACAACAUUUGCACUAAUCUUUCCUUCAUGCAUACAUGUUUAUAGCUUCUGUUAUGUUACAAAGUUUAACUGUUCUAUUUUGUUUUUAAUUUACAUUUUGUGGUAUUGUAGACACCUAAAGCAAAUGUGUUGACAGCUUUUUUACAAUUCGUUAACUUUUAUUUUGUUAGUGAUUAGCCUACUUUUUCAGUCAAUACAUACAUGUAAUUCUUUUCUACUAUAAAUUAAAAAACCACCCAAAAAACAACUAUUAAAAGUACUAUUAGUAAGUAGUAUUUAUAUCAUAAUUGUAGUGUUUUAUAUAUUGUAAGCUCAUGAUGGUGUGGCUUCUGAUGACCAUCAGUGUUUCACAUUUUGGACUUUUUCUGCAGUUCCACCAGGCAGGUUUUAACCAAGCAUGGUCCAAAUGAUCCGCUCAUGGCCUUCACCAAGUGUUGUUAAUCUUCAGGCCAAUUCAAACUCCAAGAUGGCUACCCUGAUUGAUUGAGACAUUUUUGACUUCUGCAGUUCCAGCAGACCGAAUUCAACCAAAUGUGUUCUAAAUAAUCCUCUUAUGGUCCUGACCAAGUGUUAUUUUUCGGGCCGAUUCAAAAUCCAGGAUGGCCACCCUGACCUCUGCUUGGAGACAUUUUUGACUAGUUCCAUGCAGCAGGCAGAUUUAAACCAUAAUAUAUGUGUUCCAAAUGAGAAAUUUUUGACACAGUUUUCAGAUGUUCUUGUAUGGAACCCCAUGCAAGCACCAUUUAACGAUGUGACAGUCACACAUUUCAUUUUGUAUUGAAAAUCUCCUGUUACUUAUACUUACAAAUGAUGCCUCAAUUAAAUCCAGUGUCUGAUUUCAUUUUGUAAGUCACAAGUUUUCUUUUAUUUAAGCACAUUUUCCAAAUUGCUAAUUUGUUUUGGCUAAAUAUAUAUACUUGUAUAUAUUAUAUAUUUAUAUAUUAUGCAGGAAAUCUAGCCUAUAACAUGAUUGUAAGGUAGUGAUAUCAGGGCCCCAACCCUGACACUACCAUACAUGUAUUUCUUUCUGGGAUUAAUUAAUAAAUAAAAUAAUAAUGAAA
This is a messenger RNA of Gigantopelta aegis, 4183 nucleotides long. RefSeq lists its product as uncharacterized. The record is from RefSeq and is a predicted model, not a curated record. The transcript has 4 exons. Gene Ontology annotation, molecular function: protein binding. The coding region runs from base 84 to 1253 and encodes 389 amino acids. NCBI's taxonomy places the organism in Eukaryota, Metazoa, Mollusca, Gastropoda, Neomphalida, Peltospiridae.